Messenger RNA from Chlamydomonas reinhardtii, 12841 nucleotides. RefSeq lists its product as uncharacterized. Gene Ontology annotation, cellular component: membrane. The coding region runs from base 364 to 11727 and encodes 3787 amino acids. Lineage: Eukaryota; Viridiplantae; Chlorophyta; Chlorophyceae; Chlamydomonadales; Chlamydomonadaceae. Gene Ontology annotation, biological process: calcium ion import across plasma membrane. The record is from RefSeq and is a predicted model, not a curated record. Gene Ontology annotation, molecular function: protein binding; monoatomic ion channel activity. The transcript has 21 exons.
CUUAAACUGGUGAACUACUCGGGUUGCCCGCGUGCACUAACAGCAUUCAUUUGCGUAGCACGCAAGCGGUCAUACUGCCGGUGUUCAUUGCUGGUGUAACCGUUACACGAAAUAUAGUUUACAGUUUUGCUUGGAUGGAGUAGUAUCGCUGGCCUUUACCUCCUCCGCUACCUCCCUUGAAGUUGGGCAGGCCCUUGCACAUGCGGACACUACCAACCCGCUUUCAGAUAUCCAUAUUAUAAUGUGCACGGACCGGUUGCAGGCAGCUCGCUCGUCCGUUAAAGGCGCGAAUUCCGGAGGCCUACGUGCAUUGCCAUGACACACGCGAACGGGCGUGACGGACCAGGUGGAUCUGCCUCAAAUAUGAGCCGCUCGAGAGCGGAGCUGGCCCCCGCACUCGGGCGCGGUGACGCCGCAGGCGAGGCGGAGCCGAGCUGCGCGGCAGGUGGCUGCAGCACCACCUGUGACGGUUCGCCGCCUGGCCGCACACGCGCAGCUGCAGCAGUCGCAGCCGACGCCGUCGCUAACAUUGCACAGCCCAGUGGGCCCGGACCGUGCGGCUUGGACGAAGGAGCAGGUGGCGGGAGCUCAGGCACGGGCAGUGCCGGCGCUGGCGCAAACGCGGCGCAGGGACACAUCAGCGCCCCCUCCUGGUCGGCACCAGCGGGCUGCGGCCUGGGUGCAGGGGGCGCCAGCGGGGCCCAUCCGAGUGAUGCGGCCGGCGGUGGUGUCUGUGGAGGCAGCGGCAGCGGCGGCGGCGGCGGCGGGGUGGGGAUGGGCGCCGGCGGCGUGCCGCCCAGCCCGCCCCUGGCACACAACCCCACCAGCUCGGGCGUCGUGACGCCGCCGGCUCCGCGUGCUGCUUCCGUGCCGCUCGAGCCACACGUGCAAAACGUGCCGCACUUGCCGCGUGCGCAGCUUCCGCCACCGCCAACACUCGGCGCACAGCGGCCGCAGCCUGCCGCGCCCGCCAGUGCCAGGCCGCAGCCCGGGUCCCCACCACUCGGCCAGGGCCAGGGCCAGGGCCAGGGCCAGGGCCAGCGCCAGGGCCAGGGCCAGGGCCAGGGCCACGAGAGCCAGGGCCAGGGCCUGUGUGACGCGGCGGCCGCGGGCGACCUCGGCUGCGGCGCCUUCGCUGGCCCCAGCGGCCUCAGCGCCGCGGUCCUUGCGGUGAUGACGCAGCCGGACACACCGGCACACCGGCAGCCUGGGCAGCAGGCGGAGGCGGUCGAGGAGGCGGCCGGGGCCACGGGGCGGCAUUCGGCUGCAGGGGCAGGGGCAGGGGCAGGGGCGGCGGCGCAGCCGCCGCCGCCCGAGGUGUCGGCCGAGGCGGCGCUGCCCAGCCCCCAGGGAAGCGACGUGGCCACCGCCGCCGCCGCGGUGGCCGCCGCUGCAGCGGCUGCCCUUGCUUCUGGGCUGGCCGGCGUGGGCAGGGCGGCUCCAGCCAGGCACGCCCUGGCCUUGCAAGGGGCGCUCUCGGUGACGCCCACGGACCGCACAGCCGCCGCCGUCGGCGUGUGGUCGGGUGCGCAGGGCUAUCCCUCACCCUUUGCAAGCGCCGCCGCGGGACCUAGCGCGGGCUCGGGUGUGCUGCCGCUGCCGCUGCCCCGCGUCAGCGGCGGCGGCGGUGGUGGUGGUGGUGGUGGUGGUGGUGGUGGUGGUGGUGGUGGUGGUGGUGGUGGUGGCGGCGGCGGCGGCGGCGGCGGUGGUGGUGGUGUGGGGCUGGAGUCACCUGUGUCCACGCCGCCGGCGCCAGUCCGGGUGGAGGCGCGGCCGAACGGAGGCGCUGCGGGGUCCGCAUGCCGCGACCCCUGGCAGGGCCCUCCCUCGCCCCCGCAGCCGCCCAACCCCUCCUCCUCCGCCUGCCAGCCCAUCCCGGACUACCUGGCGGCCUACCAGCAGCAGCGGGUGGCAGUAGCACUGGCCAGCAUGAGCAGCGGCAGUAGCGCCGGCGGCACCCCCAGUCGGCAGCUGCCCUCGACGCUGAACCUGCAGCUGCCCCCGCCGCCGCCCAUGGUCCAGUUUCCGCCGCCGCCGCUGCAGCUGCCGCAGCGGCAGUCGCACCCACAGGCGCACAUCCAGCCGCUGGCGGCGCCGCCACCUGUGAUGCCACGCGGCGGGUCGCGUCCUUCUCUAGGUGGCGGCAGCGGCGGCGGCGGCAGUAGCAUGCAUGGUGCAGCGCAUGCCGGGGGCCUCAGCUACAGCCGCUUGGCGCACUCCUCGGGCUCAGCGGUGGCGGCGGGGCUGCCGCGCCCCAUGUCGUCAGCCGCAGCCGCAACCGUUGCCGCAGCUGUGUCCCUGUCGCCAGCCCCCUCCAUGGCGACACCCGACGGUGCGCCCUCGCCGCCGGUUGUGCCCCUGCCGCUGCCGCUGUCGCCCGCUGGCCGGCUGCGUCAGUCUUGGACGUCUGUGUUCACGGGACGCGCCAGGCCCGCCAGUGCAGGCUCAGGUCCCGUGGCCCCGACAGCACCAGCCACGGCAGCAGCAGCAGCGGCCGCGGCCACAGCCACAGCCUCUGGACAUGUCAGCGGCCCAGGCGGUGGAGGGGUGCGGGGCCCGAGCCCGUUGGUGACGUCCAGUCUGAGGCGAGGCAGGCAGAUGGCCAGCCCGGGACACUCGGCCUCUGGCCCGCUCCCCUCCUUCAAAGUCAUGGCCUCCCACCUCAACCCGCUCCACACCACCAAUGCCACCAGCACGAACACCAGCCACCAGCAGCACCACCCGCACCCGCACCUGCACCACACGAACCCGCACCCGGCUUCAGUGUCGCACACGCAGCUGCCCACCUGGGCGGAGUCAGGCCGCCAGCCCUCGCACCUAGCCCCCGUGGGCAGCGCCGCGGCGCUGCAGGCGCUUGCCCAGGGCGGCGCGGCCACCGGUGCCAACACGGGACUGCUGAGCCCGGCGGGGCCGUACGGACCCCUGGGAUUGGCGGCGGUGAAGACGUCGGGGCAGUUCGGCGGCCCCAGCUCCCGGCGGCUCAAGGUCAUUCGGUCGCUCACCUCGGUGCAGCGGCAGCAGCAGCAGCAGGCCGGCGGCGGCGGAGGCGGCGGCGGCGCAGGUGGCGGCGGCGGCGGCGGCGGCGGCGGCGGUGCGGUGAGUGGGCUGCGUAGCUGGCUGCCUAGCCUGGCGCUGAGCCGCACCCGCGGCGGCGGCGGCGGCGGCGGUGGCCGGGCGCUGCUGCAGACGGAGGUGGAGUCGGCGCUGCUGGAGGCGGUGCUGAGUGGAGAGGUGGCCUCGCUGGGACUGCCGCCGCCACAGCAGCAGCAGCAGCAGCAGCAGCAGCAGCCGUCCCAGUCAAUGGCAGCGCCGAUAACCGCCGGGGCCGGGGCCGCGGCAGCGGCAGCGGGGGUGGCUGGGCAAGGUCACCUGGGUCUUGUGUCAGAGUCACGGCCGGGCUCUCCAGGGCUUCCCAACACGUCGUCGGCGGAGGCAGCAGCGGGCGCACCGGGGGUAGUUGAAGGGCCCGCGGCGGCAUCGGGGCCUUUCGGCGGCGCCGGCGGCGCCGCCGUUGCCGCCGGGCUGGCGGGCGCGGCGGCGUCGGGCGGCAUUGGGACGGCGACUUCGAGCGGGGGCGGUGGCGGCGGCGGCGGCGGCGGCUCCAGUGGCAUGUGUACGAUUCCUUCUGGGGAGCCGUACAACCAUUUCGGGCCGUAUGGUGUGGGUCUGGGCUGGGCUGGCGGCGCGCUGGGGGGCCUCAUGGGAGGUGGAGGUGAAGGUGGAGAGGGCGGCGCCGGCGCCGCUGGCGGCCUGUUUGCGACGCCGUCGGUCCGCGACCGCUGGCAGCUGGAGCGGUUGUUGGACGUGGAGAGCAUCAACAACUUCUACCUGGGCAACCCGCUGACGCUGCUCGCCGCAAUCCCCGGCGGCAGCACACCCGCGGACACGCCGCGUGUGGCGCCGCGCCGUGCCGCGCGCACCCGCACUGGCCACACCGCGCCCUCCACAACCGCUGCCGGCACCGCCGCCGCCGCCGACACCACUGCUGUGCUGUCAGGCGACGGGCAAUCCGAGGUGGCGUUGCUGCUUGAGGGUGGCGGCGGCACCGGCACUGAGGAAACCGGCGUGGGUGCCGCUGUUGGUGGUGGUGGUGGUGGUGGUGGUGGUGGAGGCGAGGAGGACGGCGGCGGCGGCGGCGCGCACAAGCCCGCUGACCCGGGUGCGGCGGAUGCGGACCUGCUGGGUGGUGGUGAUGCGGAUGUGGACUUUGACACCUCACCGCUGUUCACACCCCUGGCGCUGGCGGCAUGGAAGGGCUCCGUGGAGACUGUGCGUGCGCUGCUGGCGCGGGGCGCCGACCCCAACGCCGUGCCGGGGCCCGCUGCCGCGCGCUGCCGCGUCAUCACGCCACUGGGCGCCGCGGCGGAGCGGGGACACCUGGCGGCGGCGGCGGCGCUGCUGGCGGCGGGCGCCAAGCCGCUGGCCAGGAGCCUGCUGGUGCAGCCUGAGGAGUGGGCGGGCAACAAACCCAUGACGCCGGCGGUCAUCGCAGCCACACGCGGCCACUGGCGGGUGGCUCGCGCCAUCAUCCAGGCCAUUCGAGACAACGACCACCUCCGACAGCAGCGGCACCGUCUCCGCCGCCAGCGGCAGCAGCAGCAGCUAGCGCCGCCGCCGCCGCCGCCGCCGCCGCGGCUGGCAGCGCCAGUCCGCAGCCUGUGGGCUGCCCUCUUCAGUGCCGCCGCCAGCCCCGAUCCCAACACCAGCACCAACACCAACACCAACGCAAUCGGCAGCUCCAACAGCCUCGCCGGUGCCACUGCCGCCGGCGCUGAAGCGGUUAGCCGCCGGCGUAUCACCACCAGCGACAACGCCAUAGCGGGCGGCGGCGGCGGCGGCGGCGGGUUGCGCCGCGGCGGCUGGCCGUGGCUUGGCUGGCUCCGUGGCGGUGGCGGCGGCGGCGGCAGUCGGCUGCCUGAGCCCUGUAGCAGUCUGGAGCUGAGGUCCUCAACGGCCAUGUCGGGGGGUCUGUCGCCUGUUAGCAGCCUGGGGCUAGGCGCCACCGCCUCCGGAGGAGGAGGAGGAGCAGGGGGAGGAGGAGGAGGAGCAGGGGGAGGAGCAGCAUCAGCAGGGGCGCUGUCGGCGGCGGCGGCGGCGCUGCUGCGCUCACGGCUGAGUGGCCGUCGUGCGCUGGCCCCCGCCGCCGCGGAGGAUGGUGCCGACUUUGGCUGUAGCAGCAAGAGCAUUGGCGGUGCUGCAGCCGCUGCUACAGCCCAUCAGCAGCAGCCUACCGCCAAGUCGAUGGGCCGCAACAGCCGCCUCAGUGCACUGGCUGAGUCGCCCUCCAACACGUCGCAUCUGAACCUGCAGCACCUGCAGCGCUUGCAGCAGCAGCAGGGGGUGGUGGGGGAGGGGCAGGUGGGGCGAGGCUCCUACGACAGCCUGACAGCCACACAGCAGUUCGCGCGCGGCAGUAGCGCCGUUGCCAGCGCGGCGGGUGGCGAUGGCGGCGGUGGCGGUGGCGGCGGCAGCCGCCGCGCCCUGGCGGCGGCGGGCGCCGCACUGGGUGCCGCUGCGGGCGUGGCGGCGGCGGCUGCGGCGGCGGCGGCGUGGCUGGGGUCGGCGGUGCUGGCGGCGGCGGGCCGGGGGGUGGCGGCGGGGCUGUCGGGGCUGCCGUACGGGCGGCGUGACGGCGCCGCCGGGCCAGCCGACCGCGAGCUGCUGCAGGCGCUGCUGGCGGCGUACCUGCGCGGCCGUACGGAUGCCGUACAGCUGUUGUACGAUGACGUGGAUGCCAGUGCUGGCGUUGACGCCGCCGCCAUUGACGGGUUGGACGCCGCCGCGUGCCGGCCGGGCGGCGCGGCUGCCGCGCCGCCGGGCUACGGCGGCGCAACCGCGGCGGCCCUGGCAGCGUCGUCUGGGAGGGCGCCUGCGUUUUCAAACGACGGUGCGGCACGGUUUGGAAGCGGCGGCGUCAUCGGCUUGGCCGGCGUGUCUGGUCCCGUCCUCGCCGGCCCCCACGGCACCGCCACCUCGGGACUUCCCUCCCUGCCGUUCUCCUCCCACGCCUACUCCUUCCCACACGGCUACCCCUCCUCCGCCCUCUCCUCCUCCAUCACCCAGUACAGCUCCCUGCCUGCGGGCGCCUCCCAGCUCUACCAGCCUUACGCACCCUACCCGCCCUAUGCGCCCUACCCGUCCUCCCUCCACCACGCCAGCACCGCUGGUAACGGCGGCACCGGCGCGCUCCUGCUGUCCAGCGGCACACUGCAGCAGCCGCCCUUCCCCACCACGCCCUCCGCCGCAGCCGCAACCGCAGCAGCAGCAGCAGCCGCAGCCCCAGCCUACUCGCAGCAGCUCGCGAGCUCCUUCCAUCAGGGGCCGCUGUCGCCCUACCUGUUCUCACAGUCCUUGGCGAGGCCCGAAACGCCGUCGGGUGGCGGCGGCGGCGGUCUGCCCACUAGCAGCACCGCCCGCUUCACCAGCCCCACAGCCGCCGCGGUGCCGCCGCCGCCGCCCCUGCUGCCCCUACCGCCCCUCCGCCUGCAGUCAAUGCAGCCGCAGCCACUGCUGCCAUCCCUGGCAGCGCCUGCGGCGGCGCCUGCGGCUCCUGGUUGCGUUGCUGCUGCUGCCGGUGGCAGCGGCGGCAGGAUGAGUGAUCGUGGCAAGGAGGCGCUUGUUGAAGUGAUGCUGGCCCGGCGGGGCGGCGGCGGAGGGGGAGGCGGUGACGGCGGCGGAGGUGGCGGCAGUGGCAGUGGCGGCGGCGGCGGCUUGCGUGGUCUGGCGGCUCUGAAUGCGGAACAGGAGGAGGCGCUGACGGGGGUGCUAGAGGGUCUGUUGAUCAAGGCCAAGAAGGGGAUGAAGACGUCCGCCCGCCCGCCCUCCAGUGGAGAGGAGCUGGAGCUGUGGCUGGUGGUCCGUCUGGCACUGCACGUGCUGCGCUCUGAGGCGCUGGUGGACUUGGCGUUGGAGGUGCUGUUCGAGGCGCCGCCCGGAUGCAGGAUCAUGCAGUCGCUGGACGGUCUGUUGGACUGGCGGCUGUGGCUGGCGCUGUCGGCGGAGCUGCCGCUGCUGGCGGCGCGCUACCUGUCCCGACUGGCGCUGGUGGAAGCGGCGGAGGAGGCCAAGAGGGGAGGCGCGGCGGCAGCAGCAGGAGGGCUGGGGGCAGGAGCAGGGCUGGGGGCAAGAGGGCUGGGAGCAGGAGGAGGGGCAGGAAGGGCAGUGGCGGCGUCUAGCGAUGGCCAGGGAGGCAGCAGCGCAGGUGGGCAGCCGCCGACACCCGGGGGCGGCGGCGUGGCGGCGGCGUCUGCGGCGGCGGCGGCUGCGUCUGCGGCUGUGGCUGUGGCUGUAGGCUGGACAGAGGGCAGGCAAGGGCAAGGGCAACUCACGGACUCCUCGCCUGCAGCUGCUGACAGAGACGGCACUGGCUCGGGUGGCGCCGGCGACCUGCCAGGGGCCGUGGGGGCGGCCGCAGGAGACGCGGACGCGGAGGUCACUGCCGCGCUGCCGCCCGUGCUCCACGUGCAACCGAACGAGGGCGGCAGUGGAGCUGCGGACGGCUCCGGAGGGCCGGGACCGGCGCCGCCGCCGCCUCAGCUGCCGCCGCCGCAGUUGCUGCAGCUGCGCUGCUCGGACGCCUCCUCUGUGUCUGUGUCGACUGCGGCGGACGCCACCCCACACGCCGAUCUACAGGACCUUGGCGGCGGCGGCCGCACCCGCCACCACCACCCACACCAGCAGCAGCAGCAGCGGCACCGGGCCUCGGGCGGGGCAGCCGCUUCAGACGCGGCCCCGACAUCAGCAACCACAACAGGAGCAGCAGCAGCAGCAGCAGCAGCAGCCCUACCGAGGCACACUGGCAACGUGGAUGAGGAUUUCGCCGGAGAGCGCCCCGCCGCGCACGUCAGCUCGACAGCUGCCGCAGCGGCGGCGGCGGCAGCGGCGGCGGCGGCGGCGGGGGCGGCGGCGGCGGCGGGGGCGGGUGCUGCCGCGGGGCCGGCGGCUGGCCUGUUCAGUCGUCUCAGCCACACCGCCCACGCCGCCAUGCACGCCCACCACCUCCCACACCCUCUGGCCCACAUGCCCCACCUCCACAUUCCCCAUCUGCAUCUGGGAGCCCACGCCUCCCAUCCCCCUCCCCAAGCGCCGCCCAAGCAGCCUGACAGCCUCGUGCCCUCCACCGCCAGCGACGGGCCUUCGGACCCGGCAAGCCAGGAGCAGACAUCCCCAGAGCUGCCGCAGCUCCAGCUCCAGCGCAACCCGCUGCCGCUGCCGCCGCGGCCCCAGCAGCAGCCGCAACGCACCAGUGACAGCCCCGUGGGACGCCUGGCAGCGCACCUCCGCCGCCGCAGCGACUCGGGCACACCGGCGGCGGCGGCGGCAGCGGCGGCGGCGGCGCCGCCCUCCUCGACAGGGGCCGCCGCGGUCGCUGACAACAACACGGCUGGUCGCCACGGGACCGGUCCCGCCGGCGCCGCCGCCGCCCGCGGCGUGCUGUCCAGUCUAGGGGCGCAGGCACGGGGCCGGGGGCGGCGGUGCAGUGACGGCGACUACACCGGAGCCGCCGCCGCCGCCGCCGUUUCUCUGUACGGCAUGGCUACCGCGGACCUGAGCGCAGCCGAGGCUGAGAAGCCGUCACCGUUCGCGUCGGCCGCAGCUGCAGCGGCUGCGGCGGCCGCAGCAGCGGCGGCGGGCGCCCGUGCUGGCGGCGGCGAUGGCGGCGGCGGUGGCGGCGGCGGCGGCGGCGGCGGCGGCGGCACCAGGGAGGGCCCGCGGGUACGGCGGCUGAGUCACAUGUGGGACACAGUGAUGCACAAGCUCACGGGGGCAGCAGCCGCGGCGGCGGCGGCAGGCGGCGCAGCAGCCGCCGGCGGCGGCGUCGUCGGUGGCUACGGCAAUGGCGACGCUGACGGCGGCCGCAGUAAUGCGGCUGUGCCGUCGCCGCCACCGCCGCAGCGGCCGCGGCGGCAACGGCGCGCCUCGGUGGGUGUGGACGGAAGCGACGCAGCCAAACUGGCAACAGAGGCCAUGGCCGCUGCCGCCGCAGCCGCAGCCGCAGCCGCCGGGGGCACUGGCUUUCAUGAGGACUUCGGCGACCUCCGCAGCAGCAGCGGCGCCGCUUAUGGCACCGCUGGUGGUCGCCACAGCGGCGGGCAACACAGCGGCGCCGCCGCGCGAAUGCGGGCCGUGCUGCGCCGCGCCUCCUCACACUUCCGGGCGGGGAGCGGCGGCGACGGCCGCGGCGGCGGCGGCGGCGGCGGCAAUACAACUGACGGCGGCGAGGGCACGGCGGCGCCUGCGGCUGCGGGCGGCGCCCCCUCCACAGACGGCCGCUCCAGCGCGCCUUCCAGAAUGAUGAUGCGCCUGUCCCGCACCCGCGGCCGGACCCAAUCCAUGCCAGGUAGCAUGGCCCUGUUCGGCGCCAGCACCAACAACGCGCGGGAGGCGCGGCGGGAGCGGCAGGCGGCGCGGGCCGCUGGCGGCGGCGGUGGCGGCGGCGGCGGCGGCGGCCACUCGGCGUACGGCUACGGUGCCGCCCUGGACUCUGUGAAGCUGCACAAGUGGGCCAAGCCCUACGCCGUGGUCACAUCGCGCCAGUUCAGCCGCUUCGGGCCGCUCGCCUGGAACACCUGGCAGAGGGUGCUGCUGGCCUGUAUGGCUCCGGGCGUGUACAGCCUGCAGCAGCAGCCGCCCGAGGCGCUGGGGGGCGCGCCGCUCCGCCUCACCGCCCCACCGCCGCCCGCACCGCCCGGCUCCCUGACGCCAGCCGCCAGCGGCCGCAGCAAGGGCGCGGGCGGCACCAGCGGGGGUGGUGAGGGCGGCGCUGCUGGUGCUACUGCUGCCGGUGCUACUGCUGCCGGUGCUACUGCGGCGGUCGUGGCGGGCAUCAGCGGCAGUAGCAGUGUGGGUGUGGAGGAAGCGAAGGCUCUGGAGGCGGCGCUGGUGCCGGCGGUAGGGCCGCUGGUGCUGGCGGCGGCGGCGACCAUGGUGCAGGGCGCCAGUGGCCUCCUGGUGGGGCUGCUGCUACUGCUGCUGGCGGGCGUGGGCGGCGGGCUGUGGUCGCUGCUGCUACUGCCGCGGCGGCCGCCCGCCCGCCUGGCGGCUCUCAAGGGGGCUCUGGCGGUGCAGGGCGGCGAUAAGCGCGAGGCGAGGUGCAGCAGAGUGCCCAUACGGGGCCUGGCUAAGAGCUACUGCCGCGAGCUGCUGCACAACCUGCUUGACGCCGACCUGCCGCCCGCCUGCUACGGAUCCCCCGUGGUCAAGGCCCUGAUCACGUUCAAGUGGCGCACCUUUGCGCGCUACGUGUUGGUUUUCUUGCUGCUUGACCACCUCACAUAUAUGGCCGUGUUCGUGACCUAUGCAGUGGACUUCAGUCGCAGCCACUACGAAACCCACUCCCCGCCCUCACUCCCACCCUACGACCCACCACCUCUCGAGCCCUCGCCUGCCCCCUCGCCAGCCGCCGCCGCCAUCGCUGCCGUCACGGCCGCCGCCGCCACCGCCGCGGCCACGGCCCUGAACACCACUGCAGCCGACACCUCAGCACCCUCGCCCUCCCCCUCACCCUCCCCCUCACCCUCGUCCUCGUCCUCACCCUCACCCUUCCUUGUCGCCAACUUCCUAACCGGGGGAGGCGGCGGCGACGCUAACGGCGGCGGCGGCGGCGGCGGCAUGUGUCUUGGCCGGCUGCAGGCGGGCUGCAUGGCCGUGCUGCUUGUGAUGACCCUUGGGUACCUGGUACAGGAGCUGAGGCAGGCCCUCAACUCGAUCAAGUCCAACUGGCUGAAGCAGCCUCUCAACCUGCUUGACGUGGCUUCCAUCGUGCUCAUGGCAGCAAUCGCCGGCACACACCUGCGCCAGGGCUGCGACGUCGACGCAGACCUCAUACGCGGCCUGUGCGCAGUGGAGGUGCUGGUGCUGUUUCUGAAGCUGUUCUACUACGCCAUGCCUGUGCCGGGGCUGGGCGGCUUCGUGUCCAUGGUGCUGGAGGUGAUGAAGGACCUCUCCAUGUUCUUCGUGUUCCUGGGUACCCUGUUUGUCGGCUUCUCCACCGCAUACCUGGUCAUGCAGCCCAACCUUACGGUGGCGCAGGUGUUCCGCGAGCAGUUCGCGCUCAUCUUCGGCAACUUCGACCUUGAGGAGUGCACGGAGAGCGAGGAUCUGUGUGGCUUGUACCGCAUGAUCAAGAGCCUGUUCCAGAUCCUGGUGUCCAUCAUCAUGCUCAACCUCCUCAUCGCGAUCAUCAAUGAAUCGUACGACCGAAUCCGCGACUUUGAGAAGUUCCAGCUGCUGCGCAACCAAGCCACGAUGAUCGCCGAGGUCGAGGCGCUCACGCCCGGCUGGUUGCUGCGGCUGGGAGACGACUGGGUGGGCGACGACUACCUGUAUGUGUUGGAGGCCCUGUCGCGUGUGGGUCGCAGCAUGGUGGCUGCGGGCGCGGACAGCGGGGCCGGAGGAGGCGGCGGAGGCGGCGGCGGCCGGGGAGGCGGCGGCGGCGGCGGCGGUGAGGGCGGCGGCCUGGAGCGUGUGAGGGCGGGCCUGGACAAGGUCAAGCGGCACACGGCGGAGGGAGCCGCGGCCGUGGCGGGCGUGCAGGCGGAGGUGUCGCAGCUGCGGGAGCAGGUUGGGGCGCUGACGGGGGUCAUUGGCGCGCUGCAGCAGCAGCUGGCGGCGGCGUGCGGCAGCGGCGGUGGCGGCGGCGGUGGUAUGUUGGUGGCGGCAGGGGCGGGCGACGGGCUGCCCUUGGCUGCAGCAGUGGCGGCGCAAGACCAGCAGCAGCGGCAGUAGCAGCUAGUACCCGCCAUGCCGGUGCAUGUCAUACUUGUACAGUGCUGUAAAUGGCUUCUGCUGCUGGCCGCAUGAGUACUGUUGCGUGGUUAACAUUAGAGAUACACUACCGCCGGUAGUGCAUUCCUGGAACGCUAUGCUAUGCCGCACCUCUCCCUCUUGCCAAGUACAUACCACAUAAUGCGAGUGCCUCUGUGAAGGAUUUAGUUAGGACGUUAUAAACGACUGUGACUGCGGGCAUGCAUGCACCGGACAGAAGAUUUCAAUUCGGGCAGUGAGCCUUUCUGUUAAUGGCUGGGCAAUUCGGAAAGCAUGCCCACGGGCGCGUGCGUGCGGUGGAGUCGGUACUUAUGUGCGCGCGUGCAGGAGGCAAGUCCCUGAUGCAGGCUGUGCCCGAGUGGGGAUUGCGCUAGUGAGGCAUUAUUCUCAGACUUUAGUACUGCACACGGAGAAACGUUGAUGGGGCCCGGACGGAAUUCGGGGCUAUUGUGGAAUGUGACAGGCCGUAAGUGUGGCAGAUACGGUAGAUGGAAUGAAACCGGCGGCGUCAAGGCCCCACAUGUGCAUGCAUGCCUGCGGCACGUGCGCGCACGUAAGUGGAGUGUGGCAGUGGGGCCCGGGGCCGGUUCCGCUGCCUGCGCUGCCUCUGACUGCUCCGCAACUGGAGGGCGGGGUGGACCUAAAAGCACACAUGCAUAGAGCACUUGAAGGCGGGUGCUCGGGGGGGGGGGGGGGGCUGGGGCCUGGCGUGCACGGCGGCACAUAUGGUUUACCACGCGUCACGGCCUCAGUAGUAGUUACUAGCACCUUGGCUCCACAAGCUCUCUAUGGCAGUGGCCUGAGCCGUUGAUUGUCUAUUGCCAAUAGGUUAGAGGCUAGAGCUGUCAGGAGCUGCUGGGUAGUUGGUAGUUGGCUGGUGUGGCGCGUUGAACCACACGUAGCAGGUAGGCACGCACGGUGCUGAGGCCGGACUGGCAGCACGUGACGUGGCAGGAGGUUGGGCUGGGCUGGGCUGGGCGUGUCCCGUGCGCACCACUUCCACUACCACGGGUUGGCGGCACACGCGCUCCCUGGUGUAUUGUCAGGCAGGUGUAGUGUCAGGCUAUCAGCUCGG